UCACAGCCUGGUGUAACUCGCAUCUCCGUAAAGCCGGGACCGCCAUCGAAUCGAUCGAGGAUGACUUCAGGAACGGGCUGAAGCUGAUGCUGCUGCUGGAGGUGAUCUCCGGCGAAACCCUGCCGAGACCGGACAGGGGCAAGAUGCGGUUCCACAAGAUCGCGAACGUGAACAAAGCACUGGAUUACAUCGCCAGCAAGGGCGUUAAAUUGGUCUCGAUCGGAGCAGAGGAAAUCGUCGACGGCAACCUGAAGAUGACCCUCGGCAUGAUCUGGACCAUAAUCCUGCGGUUCGCCAUCCAAGACAUCUCCGUGGAGGAGAUGACCGCCAAGGAGGGUCUGCUGUUGUGGUGUCAACGGAAGACGGCGCCGUACAAGAACGUGAACGUGCAGAACUUCCAUCUGUCGUUCAAGGACGGGCUGGCGUUCUGCGCCCUGAUCCACCGUCAUCGUCCCGACCUGAUCGAUUACAAUAAGCUUAGCAAGGAUAACCCCUUAGAGAAUUUGAACACUGCCUUCGACGUUGCUGAGAAGUAUCUCGACAUUCCUCGCAUGUUAGAUCCCGACGAUUUGAUCAACACACCCAAGCCGGACGAGCGUGCAAUCAUGACGUACGUGUCCUGCUACUACCACGCGUUCCAAGGUGCUCAGCAGGUCAAUAUGCGAAACACAGCAAUGCCUGACGAGAGGGCUGUGAUGACCUACGUUUCCUCCUACUACCACUGUUUUAGCGGCGCGCAGAAGGCGGAGACAGCCGCGAACAGGAUCUGCAAGGUUCUGAAAGUGAACCAGGAGAACGAGAGGCUGAUGGAGGAGUACGAGCGACUGGCCUCCGACCUGCUGGAGUGGAUACGGCGAACGAUGCCAUGGCUGGCCAGCCGUCAGACGGACAAUUCCCUAGCCGGUUGCCAGAAGAAGCUGGAGGAGUACAGAACGUAUCGUCGCAAGCAUAAGCCGCCACGCGUUGAACAGAAGGCCAAACUCGAAACGAAUUUCAAUACGUUGCAAACGAAGCUGAGACUGAGCAAUCGACCCGCGUACAUGCCGACGGAAGGGAAAAUGGUUUCGGAUAUCAACAAGGCUUGGAAAGGUUUGGAGCUGGCAGAGAAGUCGUUCGAAGAAUGGCUGCUGUCGGAGAUGAUGCGGCUGGAGCGUUUGGAGCAUCUUGCCCAGAAGUUCAAGCACAAAGCAGACGCCCACGAGGAAUGGACCGCGGGUAAGGAGGAGAUGCUCACGUCGCAGCACUUCCGACAGUGCAAACUGAACGAACUGAAGGCUCUGAAGAAGAAGCACGAGGCCUUCGAGUCCGACCUCGCGGCCCACCAGGACCGCGUCGAACAGAUAGCUGCUAUCGCGCAAGAGCUCAACACCUUGGAAUAUCACGACAGCGCGUCCGUCAACGCCAGAUGCCAACGAAUCUGCGACCAGUGGGAUCGUCUGGGUACUCUCACCCAGCGCAGACGCCAGGCGUUGGACGAAGCCGAGCGUAUCCUAGAGAAGAUUGACGUCCUUCAUCUCGAGUUCGCCAAGCGAGCUGCUCCGUUCAACAACUGGUUGGAUGGAACCAGGGAGGACUUGGUGGACAUGUUCAUCGUCCACACCAUGGAGGAAAUCCAGGGCCUGAUGGACGCCCACGCGGCCUUCAAGGCGACCCUCGGGGAAGCUGACAAAGAGUACAACUCCAUCGUGGGACUGGUCCGCGAGGUGGAGUCUAUAGUCAAACAGUUCCAGAUCCCCGGUGGUCUGGAGAACCCGUACACCACGCUCACUGCACUGGACCUUACCAAGAAAUGGAGCGAUGUCAGGCAACUCGUUCCACAGCGCGACGGUACACUGCAAGCGGAACUUCGCAAACAACAGAACAACGAGCUGCUUCGACGACAGUUCGCUGAGAAGGCCAACGCCGUUGGUCCAUGGAUAGAACGUCAGCUGGACGCUGUAACAGCUAUUGGCCUUGGUCUUCAGGGUACUCUUGAAGACCAGCUGCACCGUCUGAAGGAGUACGAGCAGGCGGUCUACCAGUACAAGGCCCACCUCGAGGAACUGGAGAAGAUUCACCAAGCUGUCCAAGAAGGCAUGAUAUUCGAGAACCGGUACACUCAGUACACAAUGGAGACGUUGCGAGUCGGCUGGGAACAGCUUCUGACUUCGAUAAACCGCAACAUCAACGAAGUUGAGAACCAGAUCCUCACCCGAGACUCCAAGGGUAUCACGCAGGAGCAGCUUAACGAAUUCCGCAGCAGUUUCAAUCACUUCGACAAGAACCGAACGGGCAGACUGGCUCCUGACGAAUUCAAGUCUUGCCUGGUGUCUCUGGGCUACUCGAUCGGCAAGGACAGGCAAGGUGACAUCGACUUCCAACGUAUACUGGCCAUCGUCGAUCCUAAUAAUUCUGGUUACGUGCACUUCGACGCGUUCCUGGACUUCAUGACGCGCGAGUCCACGGAUACCGACACGGCUGAACAGGUCAUCGACAGCUUCCGCAUCCUUGCUGGAGACAAGCCGUACAUCAUGGCGGACGAGCUGAGGAGAGAGCUACCGCCCGACCAGGCCGAGUACUGCAUUCAAAGAAUGCCGCCUUACAAAGGACCCAACGCCAUGCCCGGCGCGCUGGACUACCGCUCGUUCUCCACCGCUUUGUACGGCGAAUCGGACCUGUAAAUUAUACAUAUCAGCGCAGCGGAAGAGAACACGUUUUCGGACGAUUCCCGGUCGAAAAGCAAGUGACAAAAGAUCCCCGCGAAAGUUUGCUCUACGGUUUUUCCUUCUUGGUACUCGAACGCAGGCUCUACAAGUCAGGAACAAGGACGCGGUCAGGGAACCAUUAAUUUAGUAUCAAAGAAGUGCAGUACAAUGCUCGGAGCGUUUCGAUGGAGGGCGAGAAACGGGGAACGGGGCGCUUCAGAUAGUCUUAAUACGCCAUGCACGAGCGUCAGCGAUUUUACCGGAGGCCCGUGGCGCCGUUCCGAACGCUAGGGUACGCCUACACCGAGGUAGUCGAACUCGAGAAACAAUUUUGAUACGCCGGUCUCUUCCUUCCCUAGGACCACCGUCUCCUAGGCCAGAGAUCCCCGGGGAACGCUCAAUGCAGGCAGCUCGCGCUCAGAGUAACUCUGUACAGUGACAAUAAGUGUCCUACUUCCGGGUACCUUGGCGUUCGAGCGGCGGCACGCGGCCGAACGCGACGGGCUCAUCUAGAACGUUCGCUUCUUGCCUAAUGUCUACGACGAAUCCUAUAAUUAGUAAGUUAACACUUGAAUUGUAUAUAAACGUCGUCCCCCGCAGAGAGAGAGAGAGAGAAAGAUAAGUCACGCGAGUACCAACGAUGAACAAAAGCGAAAAAGAA
Molecule: messenger RNA, 3345 nt
Organism: Nomia melanderi (Alkali bee)
Lineage: Eukaryota; Metazoa; Arthropoda; Insecta; Hymenoptera; Halictidae
Source: RefSeq, a predicted model, not a curated record